GGCAGCAUAAUAUCUUUGAGCUUAUUUAUUUUUCAAUCUAAACACACGGAGCUUGAUGGUCCACGCAACUACUGUCACAAUGGUACAUUCAACUUCGUUUUCUACAUUGAUUCGGUUGUAGUAACAAUAGUUUUUUAUGAGACAGCAAUAAUGGAAGGGACUUUGGUGUGGUAUUUGGGAAUGCAAAUAAAGCGCAAAGGGAUGCAAUUUGCACGGUAUACAAUUUGCACCUUUGCAAAAUGGGGAGAUGUACUAGUACCGUAGCAUUCAGCGCUACCGGAAGCUCUGCCAGUAUCAUCCACUCCACGCAGAAUGAGUGAUGUUGCGUCGAGAUCUGUUGUUGGGGUGUAAGAGCAGCUUCCAAAGGCUUGCGACUUGCGUGGCAUCACUUAGGAGUACUGUUUCAGAAAUCCAUUACCGGUUCUGACCAAUAGCUGGAACUUGGAUACCGGUGACUCCGAACGGGGCCCAAGUUUGCUUAGAAGAUAGUUGCUCAAUGUUGAAGCUAAGAUGCCUUUGGCAUACUCAAUUGACUUAGAUGAGGUAUAUCUUAUCAAAUAAUCGUAAUAAAAUACCGCAACUUCUUCUUUGAUUCUCUGAGUCAGAACCCGAUUAAGAGUACUCUGCUCGUGUGCGACAUCCGUAAAACCGCCAUGCAAGCACACCAACACACAAACACCACUCUAUUAGACAGGUAGACAGGGAAGGACAGCACCUGACUGAUGAAGCAAAGAGCCAGCAACCAGCAACCAAUAUCUGCUUCUGUGCUUCUGUGCUUCUCUGAAUUUGUGAAAAGGACGAUAGGAUCAAGGCGAAAAGCCAUGGAUUCAACGAUUAACAUCGUCAGGUACCUCGUGUGAGUUCGAACGACCUCACAAUCUGACGCCAAGAUGGAAGGAAACGCUUCGCAAAAGAAACGACCUCUCGGCCAGAAGGAUUCAUCCGAUGAAGAUCAGCCAAGAAAGAAAGCUGCAAAGGAUGGCGGCAGCGCUGGUAGUGCCGCUUCUAGUAGUGCCAGGCGAGGUGCAGCGGGUAAGGCAGCUUCAAAGGGCGACCAAAAGAAACGGUCCAGUGACCAGAUGAACUUCCCUGAGAAACUCAUGCAGUUGAUCAAUGAGAACAUGGCACCAGACUUUGUAACUUGGAUCGACAAUGAAGAAGCAAUCUCUUUCAAGACGGAUGGAUUUCAAGAGCACGUUCUAGAUAAGUUUUUCCAGGGUCUCAAGUAUGACUCUUUCGUAAGGAAACUAAACCGUUGGGGGUUCCGAAGAGUGACUUCCGAGGGGAUAGCGGCUGGUACAGUAGCUUAUUACCACAACUCGUUUCGGAGGGCAGAGCAGGAUCUCAUCAAGAAUAUGGGUAUUGGCAAAAAGAAUGACCCAGCAGUACAGGAUCUGCAAGCCUUUGGUGGUGAGCAGUCUAUGAUUGGUUCUGCAAGUGCUGCGAUAACCCGGGAAACGUUGGCGAGGAGUGAAGGAACAAUGACUGCUGCAUCAGCGUCCUUUGGGCACAGCCAGCUCGACGGACACUUUCUGGAGACAUCCAUGGGCAGACCGCAACCGGCAGAACCAACUCAUAGGGGUGGGGCAGCAACACUAGCAGCGUUGCGCUCAUCCUCGGGGUUGGCACCGUCGCCCGCCAGACAAGAGAGCAAAACUGAGGCAGCCACCAGUAGCAACGUACUGGCUCAAGCAGGGCUGUCGGGACUUGACUCCCAGCAGAUGCUGCUGGAAGCCAUGCUGGCAAGGCAGCGCCAGGCAGACGUAGCAGCCCUACAAGAGCGAGAAGCCGCAAUGCUGGCUGAGAGUAUAAUGCAGUCUCGGCAGCAACGUCGAGCUAGUGCUGCUAUCUCCUCGGCAUUCGCUAGUCGAGACGAUGACUUAUCCCGAAAGCUUGCAGCUUUAGCGGCUGCAUCAGCUUCUCGACAACCACAACACCAUCAACCACCCCCACAGCCACAACUGAACCCGUUUCCGCCACCUCAACAGCCUCUUCUGCCCGACCUCAACGCUGCGCUCAACGCGGAUCCUGCACUCGCACUACUUCUUCAGCAACGUUUGCAGGCAUCACAGGCAGGUCACAGCACCGUUGGGAACCUCAACCUCCUGGGUGGGGCAAAUCUACCUACGAAUUUCAACCCUCUUGGAAACAUCGCAACAAAUGCCAACCUAGCUUCAGGAAACCUCAAUCGGAACAUACUACAAGGGAAUCUGAAUCUUCUCGCCAGUGCUGUCUCCAAUGCAAGCAACAGUGCACAGGGGAAUCGAGACUUGGAAAAUUUAUGGCGAUUGAUGCUUCAAAAUAGACAGCGAGAUCAGAAUAGACAAGGGCCGGGCCAAGACCAAGGACCAGGGCCAGCGGGAGGUCCAGGCCAAGGACAAGGACCCCCUCAGCUGUGACAUCAGGCCCCGCAACGCAUGUAUACAAGGACCCCUCGCAAUUGAAACACAAGUGCACACAACCAAAGACAAAUACGACUUUACACCACCACAGAGAGUCAAACACACAAUACGACUGUACCUGCCUGCGCACAAAAUAUGCUUGUGUAAAACUGUUCAUAACGAAUUGGCGCUACAGUGUACAAACAUACCAAAUAAAUUAAGCUUGCAGCCUAGCCUG
This is a messenger RNA of Seminavis robusta, 2619 nucleotides long. The record is from the annotation of a GenBank genome assembly. NCBI's taxonomy places the organism in Eukaryota, Bacillariophyta, Bacillariophyceae, Naviculales, Naviculaceae.